Molecule: messenger RNA, 1631 nt
Organism: Sphaeramia orbicularis (orbiculate cardinalfish)
Lineage: Eukaryota; Metazoa; Chordata; Actinopteri; Kurtiformes; Apogonidae
Gene: cdo1
Product: cysteine dioxygenase, type I
Exons: 5
Coding region: 73-678 (201 amino acids)
Biological process (GO): L-cysteine catabolic process
Molecular function (GO): ferrous iron binding; cysteine dioxygenase activity
Source: RefSeq, a predicted model, not a curated record
AGUUGGGAAUAGAAAUCAAUCCUUCGACAAAGAAGAAAAACCUGCUAGACAACUUCUGCUGCAACAGAGAUCAUGGAACAUACCGAAGUGAUGGUGCCAGAAACCCUGGAUGACCUGAUAAAAACUCUCCACAAGGUCUUCGAGAGUGACAACGUCAAUGUGGAAGAGGUGCAAAAUAUCAUGGAAUCAUAUGUGAGCAAACCCCACGAGUGGAAGAAAUACGGAAAGUUCGACCAGUUCAGAUACACAAGGAACCUGGUUGAUGAAGGCAAUGGGAAGUUCAACCUCAUAGUCCUGUGUUGGGGAGAAGGGCACGGCAGCAGUAUCCAUGACCACACAAACUCACACUGCUUCAUGAAGAUGCUGCAGGGUCAACUCAAAGAGACUCUGUUUGAGUGGCCCGAAGCAAAAUCCCAUGGCAAUAUGGUCCAGAAGUCAGAGAGGAUUCUGGAGGAGAACAAAGUGGCUUACAUUAAUGACUCCAUUGGCCUGCAUCGUGUUGAGAAUGUCAGCCACACUGAGGGAGCAGUCAGCUUGCACCUGUACAGCCCUCCAUUCCAACUCUGCCAGACCUUUGACCAGCGGACUGGACACAAGAACACGGUUAAGAUGACCUUUUGGAGCAAAUACGGCGAGAGGACUCCAUUUGAAACCACAGUGUCACAAGAAAACAACUAAUGGUGACCAAAGGAGGCUCCAGAUUAUGAUUGACAUUUGCAUUUAAUGUUGGGAAACUAAUCAGGGGGAAACUGCUGGGGAGGCGAAAUGUGGAUGUACUAUGACUAAGCAACCCAUUUAAAAUCAGGAGCGGGAUGGUUCAAAAGGACAACCCAGUAAUUAGAAUGGCUUUAUCGCUUCCCAGUGUGAGCUUGGCAAAUACUGAUGAGCACAGUGCAAAUGCAUGAAUAGGCUUGGACAUGGAUUGAAUCUCUCUUUUGUUUGCUAGGCCUGAGGAGACCCUUUUCCAAUAACAACAUUCCUGUCUAUCUGUGACCUGUGUCACCACACUUUUGUUAAGUUAUGGCCCAUAGUCGCAGAGAAGCAAGGAAAAAUAUUGUUUUUUUAGUGUUUCUCUUAAAUUUUAUGCCGGAAGAAAAAGGAUACAGAUCUGCAAUCAAUAGUGUUUUUGUCAAUGGAGCACUUUUAUAACUGUAUUUAAUGUUGAUUUGUACCACUCAAAUUUGUCUUAACACCUGUUGAAAAUUGUGUAACAUUAUUUGUACAGUCAGAUUAAAAAUGUGUUCCAUUUUCAUUUGAAAAAAAUGUAAAGCUUUAGAGUUUUGUUGUUGAUUGUAAUUUAUUUGCAGGGUAUUCUGUCCACCGCAAGAUGUUGUUAAUCAGCUAGCUGCCCUGUUACUCCAUAAUGUAUUCUUACGAACAUUUUUACAAAGAGAGCCUUGAAAAGAGAUUAUUUUGUAUUAUAAGAAGGAAGUAUGUUUAGAUAAAACUCCUUUUUUUCUCAGGAUUUUGGCAUAUUUUAAUCGUAGUUGUAUGUAUAUCGUAUGUAGUUCUGCAGUAUAGCACCACACACAUAGCAAUGUCAAAUGCGCGCAUGACUUCUUCUGUGAUUCAGAAAAUGGUAAAUCUUGCUGUAACUGCUGACAAUAAAACACCAGUUCCCUUUCAUAGAA